Molecule: messenger RNA, 2590 nt
Organism: Lagopus leucura (white-tailed ptarmigan)
Lineage: Eukaryota; Metazoa; Chordata; Aves; Galliformes; Phasianidae
Gene: RAD21L1
Product: RAD21 cohesin complex component like 1
Exons: 13
Coding region: 65-1771 (568 amino acids)
Biological process (GO): synaptonemal complex assembly; mitotic sister chromatid cohesion; replication-born double-strand break repair via sister chromatid exchange
Cellular component (GO): cohesin complex; synaptonemal complex
Molecular function (GO): protein binding; chromatin binding
Source: RefSeq, a predicted model, not a curated record
GCCCAAGGGAGGAAGGCAAAACUCAGGCAGAGGCACUGCAGGAAUCCCAACAGACCCACACACCAUGUUCUACAUGCAUUUGCUCGUGAACAGGCGUGGGCCGCUGGCCAAGAUCUGGCUCGCUGCCCACUGGGAGAAGAAGCUCACCAAGGCUCACAUCUUCGAGUGCAAUUUAGAGACUACCAUUAAAAGGAUCGUUUCGCCAAAGUUUACAAUAGCUCUGCGCACCUCUGGGCACUUACUGCUGGGAGUGGUGCGGAUCUACCACAGGAAAACAAAAUACCUCCUGGCAGACUGCAGUGAAGCUCUGACAAAAAUGAAGACAGCCUUUCGUCCAGGACUUGUUGACCUCCCAGAAGAGAGCUGUGAGGCUGCUUAUCAGUCCAUUACAUUGCCUGAAGAAUUUCAUGAUUUUGAAACAACGCUACCUGAUCUAAAUGCCAUUGAUGUUGCUGAGCAUUUUACCUUGAAUCAGAGCAGAGCUGAAGACAUCACACUUAAAGAGGAUUAUGAAAGCAAUGUACUUCUCUGUGAUAGGAGCUUUGAUGAGGAAUCAGAUGCGCUGAGGAAACAGAGCUGCUUCGAUGUGAGCCUCCUGAGGAGCAGCUGCAGCCUCGUGGCCGAUCGCAGCUCUGCAAGCGUGAGUGGAGACCAGGCUGCUGAGCGUGAGGGCUGGCGCCGCUGGGAGCAGGACUGCUUCGGGGAUGAGGAGGCUGGAGCAGACAUGAUUGAAAUCCUACUGAGGGAUGAACAAAAUAGCCUAACUAAUGGCAUUCUUGAUAUGGAAGAAGAACUUCCUUUGUCACACGACCUGCAGGAGAGCAGCACAGCAGCCAAGUCCAAGCAUGCAGACACUGCAGUGAAGACAGAAGGUCAUCUCAUGAACGAAACAAUGCUUUUGCCUAAAGAAGAAGAAGGGUUUGUGCUUGAGCCAGUUGAUGAUACAGAUUUCAACCAGAGGAAAAGCAAUAAAAGGAAGAGGAAGUUGCUUGUGGAUGCAGACAAGGAGCUCAGCUGCCAUGCUAUAUACCACCAGCUUAACAACAGCCUGGGCACCCUUGUUGCAUUAGACCUCGCACCUCCAACUAAACAAACAAUGAUGUGGAAAGAAUCAGGAGGAGUGGAAACACUCCUGUCCCAGCCUGCACAGCUUUUGUUUCAUGCUGAGCUGCAAAUGUUCUUUGCAAAAUGCUUCAAGAGAGGUAGAUUUGAAAUGAGAAGAAAUGUAACACAGAUGGAGACAGAAAAAGCAAAGGAGGAGCAAGAUGCCACAGAGGUGCUGAUAACAGAUGAGUCGAGUUACCUGCAGGAGUUGGACUGCUCCGAGGCUGAGGGAAAAACUGGCAAUGAUUUGUUUGCACUGGCAGCAUGGAAUAGCAGCAAUGGAACUGUGAAUGGCUUUGGUGAAACCCUGCAGGAUGAAGCUGCUUUCUCUGAGAGCUCCGUGCUGGUGAAUAAUUCAACGGGCCGAGAAGCUCCAGUGCAGCAAGCUGAGAUAACACACGAGCGAGAAAUGGAAAAUAAAGACAACGAAGAGGUUCAGUGGAGCAAAAGAACUCUUCAGGUGUUAAAAACCUUACAGCACCUGAACAAAUCUGGAGUGAAUUCCUUCAGCUUCCGGGAGAUCUGUCAGAAGAAUAACCGGAAAGAAGUGGCAGUGAAGUUUUACAUCUUCCUUGUCCUGCAGAAGCAGAUGGUCGUUGAGUUGGUUCAGCGCGCUCCCUUUGCAGACAUCACAGCCGCCGCCGGCCGAAUGUUCAGCGCUCACUGAAAUCCCCCAGCAGCCAGAUAAGCUCAGCCAAACGCCGUUCUGUUCUCUUUUCCCUGCACAGAAAUGGAACUCUCAUCAAACCACGGCGGACUGAGCAGAGUUCUUUCAUCCCUGCGCCCUCUCAGAACCGCACGGCCACCAAUUGGUGCCGCUGUGUGGCUGCGGUGUUGCUGAGCAAGCUGUUCACUGCUGUGCUCAGUUUCAAUGUAGGUAUGUUUAUAAAAAGCUGUUACUCACCCUGUUGAUAAUAGGCAGCUCAAAUUCAUGCUCCCCCUCAGACAUUUGCAGCAUGAGGGGCUUGAUGAAAGCUCUUCUUUCUUAGAGUCCAGUGUUGGAAAUUAGGUUAUUUUCGGCUUGUGUGUUAAUUAGGUAUUGUGGUGAGAGAAGGGAAGUCCUUUAAGCUGUCUUUGAAUUCAUUCAAAAUUAUUUAUUUCAAAGAAUGUUCAAUGCUUGUCGUGUUCAGCUCUAACAAGCAACUGCCUGCAGCACUGCUGUUGUGUGUUGAGAUGGAAACUUCUGCUGUCCUUGAGGUCAGGAGGAAAUCUGCCUUCCAGGAACCCCAGCGCUGUUCCAUUUCGUGGGGCAUUUAUACAAAGACUAACAGCUCCCCUUAAGCAUAGGCCAACAUAAAAACGGUUGUUAGAAAUGUCAGUGAUCCUUUGUACAUUUAUCUGAUUUAUUUAAGGCCUCUACUGCCAUUCUGUUGGUAAUUCCCACGUGCUGAAAGCGUGGCUGUGUGCAUUUGGUGCUCCAGGACAUCCCAGUGCUCUGGCUGUGCUGACACCUCUUUCUAUGGAAUCAAUAAAAGUCUGACCAUGA